AAUCUUACUUCCGCCGAAAACGUGAUUAUUUUCAGAGCAAAGAAAAACGUUUUAUUUCAUCCUGGUAAUUCGAUAUAGCAGCAUAAGCGCUGUUUAAAAUAAAUGUCAUUUUAGAAGUUAUGGGCUCUUGAACUUGAGAUGCUUUGUGACGAUAACGAUUUAGCAAAAUGACAACAAGAAGAAGAAAGGCUGGGGAACCAACAGCUCAGAAAAGAGAAGCACAUGUUCAGGAGGAAGGAGGAGACCGCCCUUAUACAAGGGUUCUUCUGCAGGGUGCACUUGUUAUUUGCUCAUUACUAGUCAUAAGGACUUUUGUUGAUUUUGAGGAAAAAGAAUAUGGUCAGCUUGCCACAAUAAAUGAGGACAUCCCUCAUAGGUUCAUUGAAGUUGGAUGCUCAUCAGAUUAUGACAAGGAAAAGGUAAUGUUCAAAGGUUGUAUUCCAUCUAUAUGUGGAAGGGUCAUAAUGGACCACAUAGUGACACGUGAGGAAGCAGCAAAAUUACUAGAUGUUGCCAAGAAAGGUCUUUCACUAGGAGGUUCCAAUGGUGGAGCUUCCAUUCUUGAUCUUCAUUCAGGUGCUCUUUCAAAAGGAGACAAAUUUGUGGAUAUUUUCAGUUUACAGAAAACUAAAAGCAUCAACAUAUUUACUGAGGAUGAUUUCAAAUUGUAUACGCGAGUGAAGGAUCGUAUCCAACACACUAUAACAGCCGAGUUUGGCAUCCCUAGAGAAAAACUGUUCCUCACAAAUCCAACAUUUUUUUCCCAGAUGACAACAAAACCAGCCCAGACUGUUCAUGAUGAGUAUUGGCAUCCACAUGUUGAUAAGGAGACGUAUGGAUCUUUUCAUUACACCUCUUUGCUCUAUCUCUCAGAGUAUGGCACAGACUUCAAAGGAGGGAGAUUUGUGUUUGUAGACAAGGAUAUUAACAAGACAGUGGAUCCAAAGCGUGGCCGUCUCUCUUUCUUCACUUCUGGUUCUGAAAAUCUUCAUUAUGUGGAAAAAUUGACCAGUGGUACAAGAUACGCCAUCACUGUCUCUUUCACAUGUAAUCCACAGCGAGCUAUUGAUGAUCCAACAUUGAGGUGAAGUUUGGUUAGGAGUUCAGAGAUGAGACAUAUCUACUUGUUUACAAAAUUGUCUAUUUGAGGACAGCUUUAAAGCUCAGUUUUUUCCCCUACAGUUGUACCUAGGUUUUGAUUUUUUUUUUUAAAUCUUACCACUUUUAUCUCCAGGGCAAUAGCAGUAGUAUUGUGCAACAGAUAUAAAAGCAGCAGGAUCUUAAAACAUUUUAUUUAUGGGGAUGUUGAUGCAAAAAAAUUUCUGGAUGGCUUCACCUGUUUUCUAAUAGUGUCUGACUUUAUCUAAUAUAUACUGCAAAUUUUUCACUUUGAGUAAAUGUGCCAUGUGUGAGCCAUUACAUCAUUUGUUAAGAAAGGAUGCAGUCUCUGAUGCAAGUUAAGUUUAUUCACAAAGACAAGGAGAAUAUUAGAGCCAAUAAAAUUUACAUAUGUGAUCUCUUUACAAUCUCAAUGGUUGUAUUGCUCUCUUGUUAACACUGACAUAUCUGUGCUAAGGUAGGCACUUUCAAAACAAGUAGAGGUACUAGUACUUCUGUUGCAUAAAAUAAAAUGUUAACAUUUGCAUUGUGUGGUGCUGUUAAAAGGACAACUUUUUCACCCCUAAGUGUGCAAGGGUAUGAAAGGGUAAUGUCACUUUCUGGUCAUUUUCAGUCAUUUUUGUGCAUGUUGAU
This is a messenger RNA of Lingula anatina, 1752 nucleotides long. RefSeq names its product 2-oxoglutarate and iron-dependent oxygenase domain-containing protein 3-like. The record is from RefSeq and is a predicted model, not a curated record. Gene Ontology annotation, cellular component: membrane. Lineage: Eukaryota; Metazoa; Brachiopoda; Lingulata; Lingulida; Lingulidae. Gene Ontology annotation, molecular function: L-ascorbic acid binding; oxidoreductase activity, acting on paired donors, with incorporation or reduction of molecular oxygen; iron ion binding.